Molecule: messenger RNA, 1640 nt
Organism: Falco peregrinus (peregrine falcon)
Lineage: Eukaryota; Metazoa; Chordata; Aves; Falconiformes; Falconidae
Product: ovoinhibitor-like
Exons: 16
Coding region: 65-1498 (477 amino acids)
Molecular function (GO): protein binding; serine-type endopeptidase inhibitor activity
Source: RefSeq, a predicted model, not a curated record
CUGCAAUCUUCCUCUCCCUCACAGAGAGCUUGCAGGCUGCGCUGGAGUGGUACCUCUGUCUGCCAUGAAGAUAACAGAGGUUUUUGUGAAGGCGGCUCUCGCCCUUUGCUGCUGCUUAGGUACUGCCUUUGGAGUUGAGGUUGAUUGCAGCCAAUAUCCCAGCAUCAGCAAGGAUGGGACGGUCUUGAUAGCUUGCCCAAGGAACUUAAAGCCAGUCUGUGGCACUGACGGCGUCACGUACAGCAACGACUGUGGGAUCUGCUUCCAUAACAAGCAACACAGGGCCAGUGUGGAGAAGGCACAUGAUGGCGAAUGCAAGCUGAAACCUAUUGCGGUUGAUUGCACUACAUACCGAUCAACUGUAGUAGGUGAUCACGUCCUGGUAGCAUGCCCAAGGAUACUGAAACCAGUCUGUGGCUCAGAUAGCUUAACUUACGACAAUGAAUGUGGGAUCUGUGCCUAUAAUGCAGAACAUCACACCAACGUUAGCAAAAUGCAUGAUGGAGAAUGUAAGGAGACUUUUGACUGCAAUAAGUACCAAACAACAACCACUAAAGAUGGCAAAGUAUUAGUAUCCUGUCCAAGGGACCUGAAUCCUGUUUGUGGCACAGAUGGCGUUACAUAUGAUAAUGAAUGUGGGAUCUGUGCCCACAACGGAGAACACAGGACCCAUGUUAGCAAAAAACACAAUGGAAAAUGCAAACAGGAGACUUCCAAGAUUGAUUGCAGUCAAUACCCAUCACAAAUUAUGAAGGGUGGCAAAUCCUACAUGCCCUGUCCAAGGAUCCUGCUCCCAGUCUGCGGUACAGAUGGAUUUACUUACGACAACGAAUGUAGCAUCUGUGCCCAUAACCUAAAACAUGGGACACAUGUUGAGAAAAGCCAUGAGGGAAGAUGCAAGGAAGAAAGUACUCCUGUUGACUGCAGUGCCUACCUGAGCAAUACCCAAACCAGUGAAGCUAUCACAGCCUGCCCCUUCAUCCUGCGUGAGAUCUGUGGGACAGAUGGGGUCACCUACAGCAACGACUGUGCGCUCUGUGCCCAUAACAUCGAACGCGGAACCAGCGUUGCCAAGAAGCAUGAUGGGAAGUGCAUAGAAGAAGUUUCCCAACUCAACUGCAGCCAGUACCCAGUCUCCACGCUGGAGGAUGGCAAACAGCUGAUGGCCUGCACAAUGAUCUACAAUCCCGUCUGUGGUACCGACGGUGUCACUUACGCCAGCGAGUGUACCCUGUGUGCCCACAACCUGGAGUAUCGGACCAAGCUUGGCAAAAGAAAGAAUGGACGCUGUGAAGACCAGGUUUCAAAAGUGAGUGGGAAAGGAUGGGAACAAAAAGAGAUUUGCAAGGACUUCCAAGAAGUCUCUUCUAUAUGCUCCUUGGAAUAUAUGCCCCACUGUGGCUCUGAUGGCAAAACAUACAGCAACAGAUGUACUUUCUGCAAUGCCUACCUGAAAAGCAGUAGGACUCUCGACCUCCUGAGUCUGACUGAAUGCUAAGUCUGUGCUGGAGUCCAGCCUGGGAAGACAAGCUCCCUUGCAUGUGAUUUCUCAGGGGCUGAUCUUCCCCAGCAACUUUCCUUCAGUUUGUCUCAUUUCCUUAGCUCCUGAAACACUUGUUCAAUAAACUCACUCGGCAACA